This is a messenger RNA of Polychytrium aggregatum, 2553 nucleotides long. RefSeq lists its product as uncharacterized. Lineage: Eukaryota; Fungi; Chytridiomycota; Chytridiomycetes; Polychytriales. Gene Ontology annotation, molecular function: zinc ion binding. The transcript has 13 exons. Bases 87 to 2153 code for a protein of 688 amino acids. The record is from RefSeq and is a predicted model, not a curated record.
CAUCUGCAUCUGCAUCUGCAUCUGCAUCUGCAUCUGCACCACCACACCGCUCCAUCCGCUCUCAUCGCAGCCCCAAGCCUGCAGCCAUGUCGCGGACGAGGACAAUCGCCUUGCUCUUGACGGUCUUUGCCAUUCUGUUCUUCCUCGAUCCGUCGGGCAAGAGAGAUGUCAUCCCGACGAAAACCCUUCUCGAGCGCCAUCGAAACCAGUCCGUGCUUCUCGACGGACUGCAUUUCAAUACAACGUCCAAUUUCAGGGAAAUCGAGGAUGAGCUGAGUCGGCUCUUCAAUCUCUCGACACACGAGUUGCCUCAUGCGUUUUACAAGAAUGUCACCGGCUUCUUCAAAGGCCGCUGGGAAGUCGCAGCCUUGAAUGAGACUCUGCGGAGCCCGGACUUCAACCAAACGCUUGCCACACAGCGCCGCGGCGACUUCAAUUUCAACGACGUCGGAAUGCUCACCUACCAUCUGCGGGCCAACGAAACCACCGUGCCCUCGAUUCGGAUGCUGGAGGGAAAUCUUUGGCUUGAAAAUGGACGCACGAGCGGAGGCGGCCUGGAGAUUUUCGUCUAUGGUCUCCAUUUCAUCAACGAAGGAGCCGUUUACCUGACUGGGGCCGCCGACGGGGCGAUGCCUCCGUUGAUCGAGCUGCCCCGGAUGAUGCAAACCAACGCAAGCUUUGCUGCAGCCCUGAAUGCAACCAUUGGGAUCAACAACUACUACAUUGGCGUUCUGGAAAACGAGCUGCUCGAGAAUGAGAAAGAUGAACAAGAAGUGGAGCGAUCGUCGUCUUCCACCAAGUGCCAGUUCAGCGUCUUUAUGCAGAUCCGGCCUGUACCGCACAUCGUCAACCAGAGCGACAUCGAUGCCCUCGAGCAAGAGCUGUGGAACCCUGAGGGCAUAUCGACCAUCCGCCCUCCAGCACUUAUAUCAAAGUCGCUGGUCUAUAGCCCCGACUGUGGGAUCCUGCUGAGUGCAUCCAAGUCCAAGGGCGUCAAGAUCGAAGUAUAUCAUAGAAAGGCUGUCAACUACACGAUAUUUGCCACAAUCGUGGUUCUCGCCGAGUUGUAUCUGACCAUCAAGCAGAUGGACUACACAAGCUCGCAGUCUGCGCUCUCGAAGGUCUCCUUGAUCUCGAUUGGAAUGCAGUCGGUCAUCGACGCGUACUUUUGUCUCAUCCAUUUGUUCACGGCGAUAUUGAUUCCCCAGCUCUUCUUGCCCUUUGCUACCGUCGGAUUUCUCAAAUUUGCGCUGUUUUCGCUGUUUGAGAUGCGAUAUCUGCUCAUCAUUUCUCGCGCUCAGCGGCGCGAGAAUGACGACUCUAUACUGGGUAUCCUGUACUCUCAGUUUUCGAUAUACAUGUUUUUGGGGCUCUUCGUGGUGUACCAGUUUACCUCCAAGUUUCCAAUCCUGAUCGCCGUCCUUGGUUUCUUUUCGUACUCGUUUUGGAUCCCGCAGAUCGUCCUCAACAUCAUGCGCAACUCCAGACGACCGUAUCUCACAGAGUACAUCGUUGGGGUAUCCCUCUUGCGUCUGGCAAUACCGCUAUACGCUUUUGGCUGUUCUCGGAGCAUUGUUAGCUAUACGGAAACGUACUGGUGGACACUACUGUUCUUUGCUGGCUACGUAUCCGUCCAAGUCGCCGUCUUGGUUGCUCAGGAUCGAUUUGGGCCUCGCUCGUUCUUCCCCGAACAUUGGCUGCCGCGUAGCUACGACUAUCAUCCGGUUCUUGCCUCUCCUGAAGCUGGACAGGAUGUCGCCGACAAUACCCACGAUCCGCCUCUGGAGUCGGUUGAAGGCGCUGCAGGAGAGUCACACUUGGCGCCGCCAGUGGCAAGUGCCAGCGGGAGUGCCGGCAGCAGCUCAGGUUCAGCGAGCACAAGCUUUCGAUACGAUCCUAAAGGCAAAGGGAAGCAGAGAAUGCGAGACGAAGGCCACGGCCAUCCGGUUCUCAAGAAUGGCGAUUGUGCCAUUUGCUUCCUCCCGGUGGACUACACGUCUUCUCCCGGCAAGCCUCUGUCGACACGGAUGACCACGCGCCUCAACUACAUGCUCACGCCAUGCCAUCACAUUUACCACACGGACUGUCUCGAGCGAUGGAUGGAAGUCAAGCUGGAGUGCCCGGUGUGCAGAACUCCCCUUCCGCCGAUUUGAGUCAUUCAGCGCAGCCUUGGGCUCGGCUGAGACAGCCGCCCGAGCCGCGGGAACAGGCUCGACUCUCAGCAUGGACUCAUGAUACCACUCGACUCUGCUAUCGACACGACUGGCCGACAUGGCACUCCCCGACAAAGACAGCAGCGUCAUUCUGGGACAUCGCAGGCCGGCAGCCCGGAGACAGAUCACCAGCGGCGAUCCGCGACACACCCAGUAUCCGAGCAGCCACAAGGGUGUGGAGAUCAACGGGAGAUCGAGACCGCUGUCCCGUGGCAGCGAGUGUGCAGCGUAUGGACAGCAUCUCAACGAUGCCCUGGACAUUCCGUGGACAGCAUCACGUCGAGUUCUCCGCACAGGCCAAAUACAUGAGCAUCGUCGGCUGGUCGACUGAGCAUGGUAU